This is a messenger RNA of Aspergillus udagawae, 1290 nucleotides long. Its product is annotated as anthranilate phosphoribosyltransferase. Gene Ontology annotation, biological process: L-tryptophan biosynthetic process. Bases 1 to 1290 code for a protein of 429 amino acids. Gene Ontology annotation, molecular function: anthranilate phosphoribosyltransferase activity. The transcript has 2 exons. NCBI's taxonomy places the organism in Eukaryota, Fungi, Ascomycota, Eurotiomycetes, Eurotiales, Aspergillaceae. The record is from RefSeq and is a predicted model, not a curated record. Gene Ontology annotation, cellular component: cytosol.
AUGUUGUCAGCGCAUGAAUUUGACCAGAAGCCUAAUCAGGUUUCGAUCUCACCCCUCCUUCAGAAACUUGCCUACCCCACUACCCAGGUCCCGAUUGAAGCCUCCGAAAUCGCUUCAGCAUUCGCAUUGAUUUUUGAAGAUCGACUAUCGGCAAUUCAGACGGCCGCUCUUCUGACUCUUUUGCAUUCUACUGGAAAAGAUCGAGAUGCGCAGGUCAUUGCAUUAUGUUCGCUUCGCAUGAGAGAGGCAGCUCGCCAGAUCGAGAAGAGCUCUUUGCAAAAGGUCAUCAAUGCUCGUGGGAAGAAGGAAGGAAACUAUGGGGGCGGCCUGUGUGAUAUUGUUGGGACAGGUGGUGAUUCACAUUCUACAUUCAACAUUUCGACGACUGCCUCUAUCAUCGCCUCGCCGCUCCUUAUGAUGGCCAAGCACGGCAACCGCGCGCAAACUUCAUUCUCUGGCUCUGCUGACGUCCUGAACGCGAUCGCUCCAGUUCCCCCGAAGAUCUCCGCAGUUACUGCCGAGAAUCUUGCCCAAGUCUAUGAAGCGACGAGCUACGCGUUCCUGUUCGCCCCCAAUUUCCACCCCGGUAUGAUGUACGCUAAUCCAGUGCGUCGGGGCUUGGGCCUGCGAACUAUCUUCAAUCUAAUGGGCCCAUUGGCAAACCCAGUCGACUGGGCGCUGGAAGCGAGAGUGGUUGGUGUGGCUUAUCAGAGCCUGGGGCCCGUGUUCGCAGAAGCCUUGCGCACCGGUGGGGCAAAGAAGGCCCUUGUUGUCUGCGGUGCGGAGGACAUGGACGAGAUCAGCUGCGCGGGUCCAACAAACUGCUGGAAACUUACGGAAUACCCCAAUCCCGACUACGAAGGCCCCGAUGAGGAGUGUUCCUGCGACGAGUAUGAAGAUGUUUCCCGGACUCUGGUCAAGAUUGAAACCUUCCAGCUUCACCCGUCUGAUUUCGGUCUGCCUACACAUCCUCUGAGUGCAGUCUACGGUAGAAAGAUGCCGAAAGAAAACGCAGCCAAGAUCAUGAGUAUUCUGCGAAACGAGCUGCCUCCGGAUGAUCCCAUCCUUACAUUCGUCUUGAUGAAUGUUGCCGCCCUCCUGGUGAUUUCGGGUCUUUGUGAUGCAGACACUAGUAACAUGGGCCCUGGUGAUGAUGGCAAGGUGAUCACCGAACGCGGUCCGGGCGGCGGUCGCUGGAAGGAGGGUGUUCGACGAGCAAGAUGGGCCGUCGAAAGCGGUUCGGCUCUUAAAUGUUUGGAACAGUUCAUCGAAGUCACAAACAGACUUUAA